CGAUAUAGCCAAUGUGAUUGGUGUCUGUUACGGUGAGACUCCGCCCCCCAUCGUCCUGAUUGGUCACGGUGUUGGCGGCGCGAUCGCAGUUUACACAGCUAGCAACAUGUUGCUAACCACCACUGUGGGACUGGUGGCUAUCGACGUGGUGGAAGGCAGCGCAACGGACGCUCUGCACAGCAUCCAGGACCUCCUGAAGGAAAGACCAAAGUCCUUCAAGUCCAUGGACCACGCUAUAGAGUGGAGCAUCAAAAGCGGGCAAAUCAAGAACCUGGAAUCUGCCAGAGUGUCGAUGGUUGGUCAGGUCAAAAGAUGUGAGGUGGAGGAAGCAGAAACUCUGGAGCAAACCAUCCCGGUGUCCGACGUCGUCAUGGAGCGAAACGAAGAGUUCUACGAUCAAAGCUACGUCGACGAAAAAGAAAAUGUCGCAUUGGAGGUGAACCUCAACGAAGGCCAGAGUGUGUAUGUGUGGCGUAUUAACCUGUCUAAGUCGGAGAAGUAUUGGGACGGCUGGUUCAGAGGAACGUCCAAUCUUUUCCUCGCCUUCAACCUUCCCAAACUGCUGCUGCUCGCCGGAAUCGACCGGCUGGACAGAGCUCUGACAAUCGGACAGAUGCAAGGUGAGCAGCUCAUUAAAACUCACGCAUUGAGAAACUUCAAGUUCUAA
This is a messenger RNA of Notothenia coriiceps (black rockcod), 667 nucleotides long. Its product is annotated as protein phosphatase methylesterase 1-like. The record is from RefSeq and is a predicted model, not a curated record. Lineage: Eukaryota; Metazoa; Chordata; Actinopteri; Perciformes; Nototheniidae. Gene Ontology annotation, biological process: protein demethylation. The transcript has 6 exons. The annotation marks the transcript as partial. Gene Ontology annotation, molecular function: protein methylesterase activity.